CUCUCUCUUCUCUCUCUCUCUCUAAAUAUAUAAGAGCGUGUGUACUGUAUAUAGUUCCAGUUUCUUGAACACACAAUAAAUUCUCUGAAUCAAUAUGGAGAUCAAUGGUAGUAUCAUUGGCAUGAUGAAGAAGACGACUCAAGGCCGGAAAAAAAUUGAAAUAAAGAAAAUCGAAAAUCUGAGCAAUAGGCAAGUCACCUUCUCCAAGCGCCGAGGAGGGCUUUUCAAAAAAGCCAGUGAACUCUGCAUACUGAGUGGCGCAGAAAUCGCCAUUAUCGUCCAUUCUUUAGGCAAACGCGUGUUUACUUUCGGUCAUCCUAACAUCGAUUCAAUAAUUGAACGCUUUCUGAAUGGAAGCAGCAGGAAUUCUGAAUCCAACUCUCAGGCCCUCGUGGAAAAUAACUUCCCAAACAUGCCGGACUACAACAGGCAUUAUUCGCAUAUUUCGAGGGAGUUAGAGGUGGAGAAGAAGCGCAAAGAGGCAAUAGACGAGGCCAAAAGGGUGGACGACGGUAGUGACGGAUUCUGGUGGGAUGCGGCGGUGGACGGCCUGGAAUUGGAUGAACUCGAACUUUACAUGACGAAGUUGGAAGAGUUAAUGAAAAAUGUGAAUAUAAAAGCCAAUGAUCUUAUGCUGUUACAUAGUUCGAGUUCAUUGGCUGCUGGUGCCCCCAUGACUGGAUUUAAUCCGACCAUUGAACCAUGUUCCUUCGAUGAUAUUCUGGUGAAUCAGAACCACAUUGGUAACUACGAUUAUGGCAAUUGCAUUGCUCCGUUUGGUGAUUUCGGACAACACGGUUAGGUUAGUUUAGUUUAGCUUCACCAGUUAGUUAAUUAGCUCAAUAAGGGAAAUUUUGCAUGAUUUUUUGCGGAAUUUUUGUUGCAGAAUUUUAUGGUUCUGCAGACUUCAAUUUUUUGUCCAUCUCUUGCUAAUAAC
Messenger RNA from Olea europaea var. sylvestris, 937 nucleotides. RefSeq names its product agamous-like MADS-box protein AGL62. Lineage: Eukaryota; Viridiplantae; Streptophyta; Magnoliopsida; Lamiales; Oleaceae. Gene Ontology annotation, molecular function: DNA-binding transcription factor activity, RNA polymerase II-specific; RNA polymerase II cis-regulatory region sequence-specific DNA binding; protein dimerization activity. The transcript has a single exon. Bases 95 to 802 code for a protein of 235 amino acids. The record is from RefSeq and is a predicted model, not a curated record. Gene Ontology annotation, biological process: positive regulation of transcription by RNA polymerase II.